AUGUGCCGAAAAUGCGGACACCAGGACUCUAAUCACGUACCAUCUGGUGCGCAGGUCGUGGGCAGCGAAUGCGGGUUCGGUGUAAUUUCACCUCCCGACAACCAACAGAAUCUCCAGCAUCCAGCCUCUCCACAAGACUCCUUACAUAUCAAUCUCGAAAAGGAGAACCUAGAGCUGAAACAGGAACUAAGGGCUGCAAAAGAACGUUGCUCCGAAUGGGAGACAAAUACCGGCACCUUCUUGUUACGAGCCAGGCAGUGCCUGCAAUCACAGAAGGACGAGAACACCGAACUUCAGAAGCGCUUGGAGGAACUGAGGGCUAGAAAAGAACUUUGCUCCAAACGGGGCACGAAAGCCGAAGCAAACAUGUCGCAAAACGAAGGGCCCCUACAAUUACAGGACGAGAACACUAAACUGCAGAAGCGCUCGAUACCCCUGGAAUGGCGGAACCCCAAACGCCAGAAGCAGUUGGGGCCCAAGAACGACGAACAUAUUAUCCAGGGGGGGAUGGGCAGAAUGGGGCGGGUCGGGAAAGAGGAAGCGACUGGGCGAGGUUCUCAAUAUGGUGGGUAUUGCAAAUGGUCUUCAUGCCAGGCUGUCGGUAGAGGUGGUCGAAAUCCGUACGGUGAUGAAGGAGCGAUGGUAGAUCUAGCAUUAUUUGGUGGAGCAUCCGUUGGUGGAAUUUGGGCAUCCUCUUCGUCCCUAGCGUUGCGUUGUAGGAGAUUCAUGUUUAGUUGUCUUUGA
Molecule: messenger RNA, 744 nt
Organism: Mytilinidion resinicola
Lineage: Eukaryota; Fungi; Ascomycota; Dothideomycetes; Mytilinidiales; Mytilinidiaceae
Exons: 2
Coding region: 1-744 (247 amino acids)
Source: RefSeq, a predicted model, not a curated record